GGGGCUGGGGGAGGGGCGUCAAGAUGGCGGCGGGGAGGUAGGCAGAGCCGGACGCCGCUGCCGCCGCCGCCGCCGCCGCCUCCGCUCCAGUCGCCUCUGGCUCUUAAAGCUCUCACCCCCGGGGAGAAGCUGUCCUGGCGUCGGGUCCCGCGAGGAAAAUGGUGGAACCAGGGCAAGAUUUACUGCUUGCUGCUUUGAGUGAGAGUGGAAUCAGUCCAAAUGACCUCUUUGAUAUUGAUGGUGGAGAUGCAGGGCUUGCAACUCCAACGCCUACCACUCCAGUUCAGCAGUCGGUGCCACUUAGUGCAUUAGAACUAGGUUUGGAGACGGAAGCAGCAGUUCCUGUUAAACAAGAAUCAGAGACGGUACCUACUCCCGCACUGUUAAAUGUGAGGCAGCAGCCUCCAUCUACUACAACCUUUGUGUUGAAUCAAAUAAAUCAGCUUCCAACCUUGGGAUCUACAAUUGUAAUGACUAAAACACCACCUGUUACAACCAAUCGGCAAACCAUCACUCUAACAAAGUUUAUCCAGACUACUGCAAAUACACGCCCUUCUGUCUCAGCACCAGUAGUACGAAAUGCCAUGACUUCUGCACCUUCCAAAGAGCAGGUUCAACUGAAGGAUCUACUCAAAAAUAAUAGUCUUAAUGAACUUAUGAAACUGAAACCACCUGCAAAUAUUGCUCAGCCAGUUGCAACAGCAGCUACUGAUGUAAGUAAUGGUACAGUGAAGAAAGAGUCUUCUAAUAAAGAAGUAGCAAGAAUAUGGAUAAAUGACAUGAAAAUGAGAAGUUUUUCCCCAACCUUGAAGGUUCCUGUUGUAAAAGAGGAAGAUGAACCAGAGGAAGAAGAUGAAGAAGAAAUGGGUCAUGCAGAAACCUAUGCUGAAUAUAUGCCAAUAAAGUUGAAAAUUGGCCUGCGUCACCCAGAUGCUGUAGUGGAAACUAGCUCUUUAUCCAGUGUUACUCCUCCUGAUGUUUGGUACAAAACAUCUAUUUCUGAAGAGACCAUUGAUAAUGGCUGGUUAUCAGCUUUACAGCUUGAAGCAGUUACAUAUGCAGCCCAGCAACAUGAAACAUUCCUACCUAAUGGAGAUCGAGCUGGCUUCCUAAUAGGUGAUGGUGCAGGUGUGGGAAAAGGCAGGACGAUAGCAGGAAUCAUCUAUGAAAAUUACUUGUUGAGUAGAAAAAGAGCAUUAUGGUUUAGUGUUUCAAAUGACUUAAAGUAUGAUGCUGAAAGAGAUUUGAGGGAUAUUGGAGCAAAAAACAUUUUGGUUCAUUCAUUAAAUAAGUUUAAAUAUGGAAAAAUUUCUUCCAAACAUAAUGGGAGUGUGAAAAAGGGUGUUAUUUUUGCUACCUAUUCUUCCCUUAUUGGUGAAAGCCAAUCUGGUGGUAAAUAUAAAACUAGGUUAAAACAACUUCUGCAUUGGUGCGGUGAUGACUUCGAUGGAGUGAUAGUGUUUGAUGAAUGUCAUAAAGCAAAAAACCUUUGUCCUGUUGGUUCUUCAAAGCCAACCAAGACAGGCUUAGCAGUUCUGGAGCUUCAGAACAAAUUGCCAAAAGCCAGAGUUGUUUAUGCUAGUGCCACUGGUGCUUCUGAACCGCGCAACAUGGCCUACAUGAACCGUCUUGGAAUAUGGGGUGAGGGAACUCCAUUUAGAGAAUUCAGUGAUUUUAUUCAAGCAGUGGAACGCAGAGGGGUUGGUGCCAUGGAAAUUGUUGCCAUGGAUAUGAAGCUUAGAGGAAUGUACAUUGCCCGACAGCUGAGCUUUACUGGAGUGACCUUCAAAAUUGAGGAAGUUCUUCUUUCUCAGAGCUAUGUUAAAAUGUAUAACAAAGCAGUCAAGCUGUGGGUCAUUGCCAGAGAGCGGUUUCAGCAAGCUGCAGAUCUGAUUGAUGCCGAACAACGAAUGAAGAAGUCCAUGUGGGGUCAGUUCUGGUCCGCUCACCAGAGGUUUUUCAAAUACUUGUGCAUAGCAUCCAAAGUUAAAAGGGUUGUGCAACUAGCUCGGGAGGAAAUCAAGAAUGGAAAAUGCGUCGUAAUUGGUCUGCAGUCCACAGGAGAAGCUAGGACUUUAGAAGCCUUGGAAGAGGGCGGAGGAGAAUUGAAUGAUUUUGUUUCAACUGCCAAAGGAGUCCUACAGUCACUCAUUGAAAAACACUUCCCUGCUCCAGAUAGAAAGAAACUUUAUAGUCUGCUGGGAAUUGAUCUGACGGCUCCAAGUAAUAACAGCUCACCCAGAGAUAGUCCUUGUAAAGAAAGUAAAGUAAAGAAGCGGAAAGGUGAAGAAAUAGCUCGAGAAGCCAAAAAAGCUCGAAAAGUUGGUGGCCUUACUGGUAGCAGUUCUGAUGACAGUGGAAGUGAGUCCGAUGCCUCUGACAAUGAAGAAAGUGACUAUGAGAGCUCUAAAAACAUGAGCUCUGGAGACGAUGAUGAUUUCAAUCCGUUUAGAGAUGAGUCUAGUGAAGAUGAUGAAGAUGAUCCCUGGUUAAUCAGAAAAGAUCACAAAAAAAACAAAGAUAAAAAAAAGAAGAAGAGUAUAGAUCCAGAUUCUAUUCAAAGUGCCUUAUUAGCAUCAGGUCUUGGAUCAAAACGACCUAGUUUUUCAUCUACACCAGUUAUCUCACCCGCUCCUAACAGUACACCAGCUAAUAGUAAUACCAACAGUAACAGUAGCCUCAUAACAAGUCAGGAUGCUGUGGAAAGGGCCCAACAGAUGAAGAAAGACCUUCUGGAUAAAUUGGAAAAGCUUGCCGAAGACCUGCCGCCUAAUACUCUGGAUGAACUUAUUGAUGAGCUUGGUGGUCCAGAGAACGUUGCUGAGAUGACUGGCCGCAAGGGGCGGGUUGUGAGCAAUGACGAUGGAAGCAUAUCUUAUGAGUCAAGAUCUGAACUUGAUGUGCCUGUGGAAAUACUAAAUAUCACAGAAAAACAAAGAUUUAUGGAUGGAGAUAAGAAUAUUGCUAUCAUCUCAGAAGCUGCUAGCUCAGGUAUUUCAUUACAAGCAGAUCGGAGAGCCAAAAAUCAAAGGCGAAGAGUUCAUAUGACUUUGGAGUUACCAUGGAGUGCUGAUAGAGCAAUUCAACAAUUUGGAAGAACUCAUAGAUCAAACCAAGUUACUGCUCCCGAGUACGUCUUUUUGAUUUCUGAGUUGGCGGGAGAACAAAGAUUUGCAUCUAUUGUUGCUAAAAGACUUGAGAGUUUGGGGGCCCUUACACAUGGAGACAGGCGAGCAACAGAAUCCAGGGACCUGAGCAGGUUCAACUUUGAUAAUAAGUAUGGAAGAAAUGCUUUAGAAAUUGUUAUGAAAUCCAUUGUAAAUUUGGACUCUCCUAUGGUAUCACCACCUCCAGACUAUCCCGGAGAAUUCUUUAAAGAUGUUCGACAAGGACUGAUAGGAGUUGGCCUGAUCAAUGUAGAAGAUCGCUCGGGAAUUCUUACUCUUGAUAAAGAUUAUAACAACAUAGGAAAAUUCUUAAAUAGAAUUCUGGGCAUGGAGGUGCAUCAGCAGAAUGCAUUGUUUCAGUAUUUUGCGGACACACUUACUGCCGUUGUGCAAAAUGCCAAAAAAAAUGGAAGAUAUGAUAUGGGAAUCCUAGAUCUUGGUUCUGGAGAUGAAAAGGUGAGGAAAAGUGAUGUUAAGAAGUUUCUGACUCCAGGAUAUUCAACUUCUGGCCACGUAGAAUUAUACACAAUUAGUGUAGAGAGGGGAAUGUCUUGGGAGGAAGCAACCAAGAUUUGGGCGGAGCUGACAGGACCAGAUGACGGCUUUUACUUGUCACUGCAAAUAAGGAACAACAAGAAAACUGCAAUCUUAGUUAAAGAAGUAAACCCUAAAAAGAAACUCUUCUUGGUUUAUCGACCAAAUACUGGGAAACAGCUCAAAUUAGAAAUUUAUGCUGAUCUAAAAAAGAAAUAUAAGAAGGUAGUCUCAGAUGAUGCCCUGGUGCACUGGUUAGAUCAGUAUAAUUCAUCUGCAGAUACUUGUACUCAUGCUUACUGGCGUGGCAAUUGCAAAAAAGCAAGUUUGGGAUUAGUUUGUGAAAUAGGUCUUCGCUGCCGCACGUAUUAUGUAUUAUGUGGUUCAGUGCUGAGUGUGUGGACAAAAGUUGAAGGUGUUCUCGCAUCUGUCAGUGGCACAAAUGUGAAAAUGCAAAUAGUUCGGCUAAGAACAGAAGAUGGACAACGGAUUGUAGGUUUGAUCAUUCCAGCAAAUUGUGUAUCUCCUCUUAUAAAUCUCCUAUCAACUUCAGACCAGUCUCAACAGCUUGCAGUCCAACAAAAACAGUUAUGGCAGCAGCAUCACCCGCAGAGCAUUGCCAACUUGAGCAACGCAUAAAGAAAAGUUAGGUUUCAAAACGGAUGUAUCUGAAAUGCUGUGGGAGCAUAUCAUUUGCAUAAAAAUCAGGGACAGUUUCCAAAGAAUUAUAUAUUUUUUUCAGUUGUGCUCUCUGUAGUUAAUUUUUGGGGGAAUAAGGACAACCUGGAAUAGAUAAGAAAACUGAAAAUCAGCAGUGCCAUUGGUGGUACAUGUGUCUUUCCUUUUGCUUCUUUUGGGACUUCUGUAUGCUUUUACUUUGGGUGAGCAGAGGAUGUGUGUGCACGUAUGUUCUGUGUGUGUGUGUAUGUGUGAGAGAGUGAGUCUGUUUGUGGAUUUGUUAAAGGCUACAAACCACAAUCAAUUUAAAAUGCUUGGAACUUCCCAAACUGGCUUUAUUUUCUGUUACACAGUGCUCAGGGUUAACACAGUACAUCCAUGUCAUUGCUGUGGGAAUUAUCCCCAGAUGCAUGUGUUUCAAGUCUGUAAUUAUAGAAAAUAUAUAUUGGUUUCUUUUUCCAACUUAAACAAUAGGUUUACUAAAGCAUGAAAUGAAAGGUUGCAUUAUCAUGCAUUCGGGUUCUUCUGUAGUUUUGUUUUGUCCGUGCAUGUCUUUGAAAGCAUGCGUAAACAAGAUUAACACAGGAGUCAAGUAUCAGAGAGAAACAUUUUUAGGUGUACAGCAUUGGUCAUUGCAUUUUUAUAGUGUUUAUACCUGGGUAUUGCUUCUAACCCUGCAAACCCCCCUCCCCCAUCUCCUCUUGCCCCAGGUUUCUUGUCAAGAUAAUGAGUACAUACCUUUUUUGUGAUAAAACUCUGAAAAGUUAAUUUUAAUGUAUUAAUAGUAUUCCUAAUGUGUGCUGCAAAAAAUGGCUAUAAGCCCCUUUUUCUUAAAGUUACAUUUUCCUUAAGGACAGUUUUAGGAAGAAAUACAAUUGGCUUCCAUCUGGCAAACAAUCUUUUUUUUUUUUUUUCAUUAUCUGAAUUUACUUUGUCAUUCAUGAACAGGAAACCAUACUUUAGUUGUGAACUAGACAAUGAGGAAACACUUGAGGCUUCUGCUGUAUGUGUUUUUUGUUGUUGUUGUUGUUACCCAGUAACUUGAAUAUGUUUAACAUGUUGUAAGACAUUGUAGAGUUUAUUUCAAGCUGUUAAAAAUGGUAAUGUACAAAUGUGAAUAGACACUUAUCUAUAACAUGGGUAAGUUUUGUUUCGCCUAUAAUAGAUGUUUAUAAAAACAAGUGAGGGGACAGUUGGUCUUUUUGUUUCUCCCCCCGCCCCUCCUUUUUUUGCUUGCACAGGUUGCACUAUUGAAAAAUUGAGAUUGUAUAAACCUGGUCAAAAGCUGCAAGAUACCAAUAUCUUGUAGAUGUUAAAUAAAAAAGUUAUUAUUACUAA
Molecule: messenger RNA, 5717 nt
Organism: Marmota monax (woodchuck)
Lineage: Eukaryota; Metazoa; Chordata; Mammalia; Rodentia; Sciuridae
Gene: Sbno1
Product: strawberry notch homolog 1
Exons: 32
Coding region: 159-4340 (1393 amino acids)
Biological process (GO): regulation of DNA-templated transcription
Cellular component (GO): nucleus
Molecular function (GO): chromatin DNA binding; histone binding
Source: RefSeq, a predicted model, not a curated record